AUGGCGGGGCCGGAGCUUGCGGGAUCCAUCACCGGCGUAGGCGGGGAGCCCUCGGGCGCCGCAUCCUCCACCCCAGCGUCUGGCGGCAGGAGGAUCCUGCGCACGCAGACCGCGGGCAACCUGGGCGAGUCCAUCGUCGCCAACGAGGUCGAGGCCAGCAACCCGCACGUCGCGUACCUAUGGGUGAUUGACGUGGACUACUGCGGCCUGGUGGGCGUCAUGCUCUUCAACCACUCGGAGGUGGACUUCAUCAUGAAGCCCGGCGAUCGCGCCGCACAGAUGAUCGUCCAGGUCAUUGCGAUGCCGGAGGUCGCCGAGGUGGAGGACCUCGACGCCACCGUCCGGCGGGAGGGAGUGUUUGGAUCCACCGACGUUUGA
Molecule: messenger RNA, 378 nt
Organism: Triticum aestivum (bread wheat)
Lineage: Eukaryota; Viridiplantae; Streptophyta; Magnoliopsida; Poales; Poaceae
Product: deoxyuridine 5'-triphosphate nucleotidohydrolase-like
Exons: 2
Coding region: 1-378 (125 amino acids)
Biological process (GO): dUMP biosynthetic process; dUTP catabolic process
Molecular function (GO): magnesium ion binding; dUTP diphosphatase activity
Source: RefSeq, a predicted model, not a curated record